UGCAUCUGCAUGAAAUGAAAGAUUCAUGGGGUGUAAAAUGUACAAAUGUUUUGAUUGCAGUCAGUACUUUGGAGUCUGAAGUGCAUUUGGAAAAUGAAUAAAGAAAGUGUUUUUCUUUUAAGGGCCAUCGUGGUCACAGUUAAUUAAUGCAAAUUAGCAUUUUCUCAUUAAAACAGGCCACAGACGAGUAUGACUACAGCCGAGGUCUGCAGCUGUCCUCGCGUUAGGCACAGAACUCACAAGCUCACAGAAACGCAGUGAGGUUUCCUGUGCUAGAACACUGUUGAGAGCCCUGUUCUCCUGGCUGUGCUGCCCGUGUGGGGAGGAACAAUGCUCUUCUCAGAUUACACCCCUCUGCACUCCUCCUCCUGCUUUCUCAAAGGCAACCCCCUCGUGCCUCGCUGGCGUCUGAUUGGUGCACGCUUCGUAUAUUUACACCACGGGUUUAACAAGCCUCACCACAACUUUCAAACUCUGGGAUAAAAAAAAGCUCUGGACAAGUUUUGGACAGUGUGAUUUUUUUAAAGAGUGAUUUGUUUAGGAUUUUACUAGUAUUUUGCAGUUUAUUAAAAUCCUCUAGGUUCAUUGUGUUUUGUUGUUUUCUCCCGCGCAAUUUGUUUUAUUAAGUUUGCUUUUUUCUGUUUGUUUUCCUUGCGAAAAAGAACAACAUAAAAAAGUUUGACAAACUCAAGGUUGUCUUGCUGGAAUGAAUAUAUCUGAGUCUAGUUACUGUCGAGAGGAGAGUUCUCAGCCCAGGGGCGAGGGUUCAUGGGUCCCAGCCCCCAGCCCCGGCUCUGACCGCGGGCUGGGAUUCGACCAAACCCUGGUUGGUGACUUGGGGCCCACGGUACCGCUGAGAGUGGGACGGGGAGCAGGAGGGGCGGCGGAGGGCCGGACGGGGAGCCCCGAUCCCUGCCGUGCUGGAGCACCGGCCCUGGGCAACCCCGCGGGAAAGACAGGGGCAGAGUCUCGGAUCCGCCGGCCCAUGAACGCCUUCAUGGUGUGGGCUAAAGACGAGAGGAAACGGCUGGCGCUGCAGAACCCAGACCUACACAACGCUGUCCUCAGCAAGAUGCUAGGCCAGUCAUGGAAGUCCUUGAGCACCCCAGAGAAGAGGCCCUUCGUGGAGGAGGCAGAGCGGCUCCGGCUGCAGCACCUCCAGGAUCACCCCAACUACAAGUACCGCCCCCGGAGGAAGAAGCAGGCCAAGAAGAUCAAACGCAUGGAGCCCAGUCUACUGCUCCAUGGCCUGUCCCAGGCCUGUGGGGGCGGGGGGGCGGGGGACAGCUACGGCCAGCCAGGGCACUCCCACCACCUGCUGUCCACCCUCGGGCACUUCGGCGACCUGCACCCUGGCGGCGGCCCGGACUUCGAGAACUACGGCCUGCCCACCCCCGAGAUGUCACCACUGGACGUGCUGGAUGAAGGAGGAGACCCUGUCUUCUUUCCCCCGCACAUGCAGGACGACAUGAGCCUCCCGCCUUGGAUUAAUUACCACCCCCAUCACCACCCACACCACCCCAAUCCUCACCACCACCCUCACCAUCCCCACAGUCACGGGCCCGGGCACCUUCACCCUCUCCAUGGUCAGAAGGCGCCCCCCGAGCCUCGGCACCAGAAGUGCCACCUCCCGGGAGCUACGAACGGUCCCUACUCCCAGAGCCAGCCCGGCCUGCCCGAGGCCACGAAAGCCGGCACCUACUACGGCCACCUGUACGCAGGCGGCCAGCCGGGCGGCUUCACCUCGCACCUGGGCCAGCUCUCCCCUCCUCCCGAGUCCACCGCCACGGCCACGGCGUCCCCAGCCUCCGGCCUGGACUCCGUGGAGCAGCUGGGACCCCCCUCGGAGUUCUGGACGGAAGUGGACCGCAACGAGCUGGAUCAGUACCUGGACUCCAGCCGGACACGCCUGGAGUGCGCCGCGGCGGCGCAGGGCUAUGGCGCCGCCAUGUCUAAGGUGUCCAGCAGACACACAUCCUGUGAGGAGAGCAGCCCCUUGAUAUCCGCCCUGUCUGAUGCCAGCAGCGCCGUCUACUACAGCGCCUGCAUUACCGGCUAGACUCCAAAUGUCCGCCUCCCUCACAUCGUGCCUGAGAACAGGGAAUCCAAAGCCAUACCAUUUCAAUGCUAUAGAUAAGAAUGUGAAUAUUUUAUACAUUACAUUGUAUUGAAACGUCUGUAUCUACCUUUUUUGUGAAGGAUUUUUAUUGUGUGUUUUUGUGUUUUUAACUUUUUGUAUUAUACUGAAUAACUGGGGUAAAAAUCUGCACUGGGUUCCAGAGAAGAAUCUUGAAGUGUACAGAAAAUACUGUUGCAAAUGCCUGAAUACAUGUGCUGUUUUCAAAAUAGUAAAUGCUGAUACAUUUUAUACAGAAGACUGGAAAUACAAUUGAAAAAAAAAUGAUUUUUUUUUUAAAUAUAUGGAUUUGUAAUGGUUUACCGUGACUAUAAAUUAUUUUCCAUGAUUAUUUUACUUCUGCAUUUAACUCUUCCCAACGUAUUUGCAUUCUUUGUUAAAUAGGUUUUACAUCCUGUUAGGCAGCACUUGGGGGGAAAAAAUCUGAUAGAAAUCUGAUAUUAAUUAAAUGUUCCAAUGCUUUUUGUGGUAAUUGGUGGCAAUAAUCUAUAAGUAAUGGUUGGACGAGAAAACAAAAUAACUUGGAACAAUUUUUUUAAAUAAAUUGAAAACAGUCUGUUGUGAAUAAUAUACAUCUUCCAUACUUUGCCAGAAAGAAGAUUCGAUUUUAGGAAAUUUUUUUUUUUUUGUAUGUACAUAUCAUAUUUUUUAGAGACCUAUUUGCAUAUGAGGAUUUGCCUUAAUUUGUUUUACAAAAUAAAAUAGUUAAUAACA
Messenger RNA from Anguilla rostrata (American eel), 2851 nucleotides. RefSeq names its product SRY-box transcription factor 18 (gene sox18). The transcript is spliced from 2 exons. Gene Ontology annotation, molecular function: RNA polymerase II cis-regulatory region sequence-specific DNA binding; DNA-binding transcription factor activity, RNA polymerase II-specific. Bases 707 to 2059 code for a protein of 450 amino acids. The record is from RefSeq and is a predicted model, not a curated record. NCBI's taxonomy places the organism in Eukaryota, Metazoa, Chordata, Actinopteri, Anguilliformes, Anguillidae. Gene Ontology annotation, biological process: vasculogenesis; positive regulation of transcription by RNA polymerase II; lymphangiogenesis.